CGCAAAAUCGGGAUUUCUUGCUGUCGAAAAAAAGUCUUUUUCACUCAAUAUGUCACGGUAAUUGAUCUCGGAUAAUUUUCCAGAAAUAUUCCUUGAAUUGUCGCUUGUGAGAGUAAGAAAAGUGCUUUAGGAAGUGUAUAAAAUUGCGACUGUUGAUAAAAUCAAAUAGAAAAGGCGAUGGAGUUUGGUGAUGAGAAUGGAGAUAUUGUGUUUCAGGAAGCAGACAUUGUCAAUGCAGACGAAGAGUCUGAGACGGAAAAGCCAGAUGUUGAACGAUGGGAUCCACUUGGGGCGGCCAAUGACUCGGAAUCUGACGUCAGACACUUGGAUUCUGAGCGUGAAUUGGCCUCUGAAUUAGAGCACUUUUGUGACAUCAGUCGCAUACGGAAUCUCGAAGAAGAGCAAGAAAUGCUCACAUCAUCUCUUCUGGCUCUCACAUCGCAUUUUGCCCAAGUGCAGUUCCGCCUCAAGCAGAUAGUUAAAGCUGCUCCCGAGGAGCGCGAUACUAUGCUAAAAAAUUUGGAAGAAUUUGCCUUCCGAGGCAUUCCAGAAGUGCAAGAAAUUGAGAGUGGUAACAGUAAUCUCAUAAUGUCUUCGGUGGAAUGGCAACGGACUCGCCAGCAGGAACUGAUUCAACAGCUGAAGAGUCAAUUGGAAGAUUUGGAAAAAUUUGCAUUUGAGUCAGGAGAACCCGUCCUGCCACAAUCGAUGCUUGUGGAAAAGCAGAAAGUCAUCAUUGACGAGUUCAAGAGCAAAAUCAAUCUCAAUCUAGAUGAAAAUGCUCUACCCCACUUGAGUCCAGAGGAUUUGCGUCAUCAGGUGGAUUCUGCUUUGGGUGAAUUUGUGAGUCCCCUAAAGAUGAAAGACCAACUCGUAGCUCAGCUCAAGACUCAAAUAACCGAUCUCGAGCGGUUCAUUGAAUUCAUACAGAAUGCCGAUGAAACCGUUGGAGAGGAAUUGGACACAAAUUGCGAUUGCAUCUCGGAGGAGCAUCGCCGAAAACCACUUCUAAAGAAGAACUCUCGUUCCCGCAUCUCCAGCACAUCGAGCCAAGAUGGCCACAGUCGAGGUACAGAAGGGAAAUUUGUUGAACGUAGCCAGAGUAUGAUGAAAAGAGUGCUAACACUCCUAGAGCUGUUCACAUCAUCCCAAAUUGGAUGUGCAUCCACAACUAGGAGAUUCCAGAGGAAUUCCUUCAAAAAGACUGCCAGAGGAAGUCAUUGGGGUGACUUGCGUGCUCAACUUGAGGUGGACAUUCAGGAGAUUUGCAAUUUUGCCAAGAAGAAGGACGAUGACUCUCAGGAUGACUCUACAAGUGUCUACCUGAGUGAUUCUGACUCUGAGCCAGAUUGUGCCCAAGUAGUUACUCAGCAGAGACGAAAGAAAUCUUCUGCUUUGAAACCUCGGAAGCAAUCACCUGACAAUAUUUAUCUCAUGUCAAUUGUCAGAAAGCGUUUUGCCAUUACUCUGCAAAAGCUCAUGCAGCACGGUUUGCGCAAUCCGGAUAGUUCCAGCAUGAUGGUGCCCUUCAUCAGUUGCUUCGCUAUGCCAAAAGUGGCUUAUGGGGAUUAUGGAGCGGCAAUUGGGGAUGAAGAUGAAAGGGAGGGAAAGCAAAUGCAUGCGUGGGAGCUUAUUCUUGAGUACUAUUUCAUCAAGAAUGGCGAUAAAUACAAUGAGACGCCAGCAAGAAGACUUUCACAGAGCUUCAAUCUCGAGAUUGUGGGCGGAACGGCUAUUUCCGUGAAACAGGGUCUUCUCAGCACAAUCGGCAGCAUUAUUGCUCUCCAUGCGCCCUACAAACGCAACCACAAUUCUCACUUUAAGGCGUUCGUCUGUGCAGGACUGAAUUCGGGAAAAUUGACAAAAUGGCUGCAAUUGAUCUAUCAGUGUCCAGAUCUGUGCUCUACGUACUACACGAGUUGGAGUUAUACAGCCAAAACGGGCUUCAGAGAUGCCCUGCGAAGCAUGGAACCCCUAAAUCUCCUCAAAUUCGACCUACCCGUUGACUUUGCUAUUCGUCAGUUUCAGAAUAUGAAUGAUGUUUUCCAAUAAAGAAAAAGCAUUCCUACAACUCCAAUUCCUUCACAUUCCAAUCCAAUCCAAGACAAGAAAUGUUUACGUGGAAUUUUAGUCAAUUUCAUUCCCUACCAAAAGUAGAUUUUUAGCAAUUUAGUGACAUUUUUUAUUGUGAUUUCUUUUAGAGACAAUUCCCCUCCCAAGAACAAUGGAGAGCGAUUGAAAAUAUAGUGUGUUGGGUCUUUGAGACAUGUAAUAAAAUGUAUUGACUUGCCUAAGGCAUAUUAUGACAAAA
Messenger RNA from Phlebotomus papatasi, 2311 nucleotides. Its product is annotated as RUN domain-containing protein 1. Lineage: Eukaryota; Metazoa; Arthropoda; Insecta; Diptera; Psychodidae. The transcript has 4 exons. Bases 178 to 2052 code for a protein of 624 amino acids. The record is from RefSeq and is a predicted model, not a curated record.